CCUCCUCCAAACAUGGCGCCGGCCCGCAGCAUUGCUGCUACCCCGACAGACGACGCAGAGAGGGACAGAAAGAGGAGAAGAAGAAGCGGGUAGUAACCCACCCUGAACGUGUUUUAAAAAGUAUUUUAAAACGAACACAACUUCAGGCUAGACUUUACUUGCUGCUUUUGGAUACGUUUACGCGUCUGGCUGUGCGCGUAGAGCCCACCUGUGCGACGAAGGUAGAUUUCACAAUGUUUCGUGUAGGAUGUGAAUCUCCCUGAUUUAUGUGACAUAACGGAGCAGACUGGGCAGACAGACGGGUAACUCUGGGUCAGAGUUGGCUCUGGUAAAAACAUGUGCAGCCCUGUGAGGAGCAGAAACACAGAGGUUGUAGAGGACUGAGUCUUUCCAGGAAUAAAAAAACCCCCAACUUUUACGCACUUUCACGCCGAGAGGAUGGAUGGAGAACAAUCUGCGCUGUCAGGAGUUGAGAGGGAAAGAGAGAAGCUUCCACCAAUUUACAACAGCUCCCCUCCUGCUGGUAUAGGACGAGGAGCUAAGCAGCCGUUUCCGUCUCUGGGCACCUUCAUCUCCACACUGAGCCAGCGGCGGGACGCGGCGGGGCGGGGCUUGGCUGGCGGCAUGACGGGCACCCUGACCAGCACCCAGUGGCUCAGACACGGGAGAGAGCUGCCUCCGAUCUGCAGUGAUGUUCGCCAAAAGCAGCGGCUCUCCAUUGACACUCUGCCCCCAGAGGUCAAAGCUCCGUUUCCCUCCGACCCCAUCAUCCCCCUGCGAACCAAGACCACCAAGGAGUUUCUAGAGGACAUGGAGGGUGCCGUCCAAUCAGGUGACUGGAGGGAGGUCCGAGAGUUUUACCUGACCACCUUUGAUUCCUUCAUAGAAAUCAACGCUGCCUUUAAGCGAGAGGCGAACGGAUCGUUUAACACCAUAGAUGACUCGGGAGUCAACGCCAAGUUUGUCAACGCUGUUUACGACGCACUGCUCAGCACACCUCAGGACAUCCAGAAGUCAGUGUUGAAAGGGAUCAUCAACAGCCUGCUGAGGGAGUGGAAAGGGCCUCGGACAAAAGAUGACCUGCGGGCUUAUUUCAUUCUUGUUCAGAACCCCCAGUAUUCAAGCACCAGCACCUACGUGAUCUACGCUCACCUGCUGAGACAGAUCGCAGCUCUGUCUGAGGCCGACCACCACUUCCUGGUUCACUGGCUCAAAAAGCUGUCGGUGAGGCGUUUCAGGCAGCUGGUAGAGCGCCUCCUGCAGUUCAUCUCCACCCGUCUGUUUCCUGCAGAACCAGACGAAUUUCCUCCUCUGGCCAAGUGCGCCUGGUGGAUUCCCUCUGCUACCAAAGUGCUCGGCCUGUUCAAUGCAGCCAACAGUGUCUCCUCUCCUCCCAUCAUGCCUUUCACCGACUUCUACAACAUCACUCUGGAGCACAUAGACUUCAUGGAGGAGUACAGGACCUGGCAGAACUACGGCAAUUCAAAUAGGUUCUCCUUUUGUCAGUUUCCCUUCAUCCUUUCGACUGUGGUGAAGAAAGCCAUCAUCCAGAAAGACUCUGAGCAACAGAUGAUCAGUCAGGCCAGGCAAAGCCUGGUCAGUAAGGUUUCUCGCAGGCAGAGAGUGGACAUGAACCUUCUGUUCCUCAACAUUAAAGUACGACGAGCACAACUCCUCAGCGACUCACUGGAUGAGUUGAUGAGGAAGCGGUGCGACCUGAAGAAGAAGCUGCGGGUGACGUUUGUCGGGGAGGCGGGGCUGGACAUGGGCGGCCUGACGAAGGAGUGGUUCCUGCUGCUGGUCCGACAGAUCUUCCACACAGACUACGGAAUGUUCACCUACAUGAAGGACUCGCGCUGCCAUUGGUUCAGCAGUUGGAAGUGUGACAACUAUUCUGAGUUCCAGUUGGUUGGGACUCUGAUGGGCUUGGCAGUUUACAACAGCAUCGCUCUGGACAUCCACUUCCCACUCUACUGUUACAGGAAGCUCCUCAGUCCACCUACUGUGCCAUGUGACCAAAAUGCCCUUGUUGGGAUGGCACCCGCCACCCUGGACGACCUGCAGCAGAUCAUGCCGGAGCUGGCUCAUGGUUUGGGAGAGCUGCUGAGCUACGAGGGAAACGUAGAGGAAGACUUCUACCUCAGCUUCCAGGUGUACCAGGAGGAAAUGGGCGUGGUCAAAUCCUACAACCUGAAGACUGGAGGAGACAAAAUCCCCGUCACCAAGCACAACAGGAAGGAGUAUGUCCAGCUCUACGUCGACUUCCUGCUGAAUAAAUCCAUUUAUAAACAGUUUGCUGCCUUCUACCAUGGAUUCCACAGUGUGUGUGCCUCCGAUGCGCUCAUGUUGCUGCGGCCGGAGGAGGUGGAGAUGUUGGUGUGCGGCAGUCCAGAGCUCGACAUGACCGCUCUGCAGAAAGCUGCUCAAUAUGAAGGAUUCAGCAAGACCGACACGACCGUACGGUGUUUCUGGGAUGUGGUGUUGGCUUUCCCUCUGGAGCUGCAGAAGAAGCUCCUCCACUUCGCCACAGGAAGUGACCGCGUUCCCGUAGGAGGAAUGGCCGACCUCAACUUCAAAAUCUCCAAGAUCGAAGUUCCAACUGACUGGUUGCCGAUCUCUCACACCUGUUUCAAUCAGAUUUGUCUGCCUCCGUAUCGAACCAGGAAGGAGCUCAAACACAAACUCACCAUCGCCAUUUCCAACGCUGAGGGCUUCGGCCUGGAGUGACCAGCCUACACACACACACACACACACACACACACAGACACACAGACUAUUAGUGGCGUUAGCUAUCUGUCUGCCACAGCUAUCACAACGCACCUUAUGUAUCUCUUUGGUCGUAGAUCAGACUGUAGAGGGAAUGAGUUUCUCAACAAUAUUAUUAUGUACUGUAACGCAGUUUGUAUUGUAAAAUCGGGGUCUGACAGCUCAGUGUGUGAGUGUUGUAAGAAGAUGGGAACUUCCCACCGCAACAGCCACAGAGAAACACUAGAAAUGUUUUUAUUUGCACACGGACUAUGUUAGUUUUAAUGUUAGACAGCCCUGACUGAAGAAAUUCAGAUUUUUAGUUGUUGUCACGGGGGGGGGGGGGUAUAUCAGCGUAGGCCUCCCGAACCCGUUGCUGGUCCAAAUCAAGGUUUCAUGAAUGAAAUUUUAAACAUGUCUGGGCCCAUACCACUGAAAAGUCAUGUGUGUUCUCCAGAAACCUUGUAUUUAAAUAAUAAUAGGUUGCUGGUUUGCUCAGGUAAUUAUUAUUAUCAAUAUUAGAGAACAAGGUAUUUGUACACCAUGUUCAAUGAUCCUGUAUUUUAUGGUGCUGCGUAAACUGAGACUAAGUCUGCAUUAAGCCGGUCUUAAUUUUUAAAUGCAUCUUUUUCUUUCCAUUUCCUGCCAGAAUAGAGAAGUUUUUCUCCCCCCAAAGUGGAGCUUUUCCAAAACGGCCUUCAGGGAGCGUAAAUGUUAAAAUGCCUGCUUGGUGUUCCAGUGAGGGUCGGAAGGUGUGUCCCUGUAAAGUUAAAAAGGUAAACAUUUAGUCGUCUCUGUGAUUAUUCAUUUUAAAAGACGUUAACAACGUUAACAACUACUAAGAGUAGUUGUCGUAAACAUGGAUUUAUUAUUUAUUUAUUCAUUUUGUCAGACGAUGUUGCAGCUAUGAAUCAAUGACUCAUUCUCACUCCUAAGUCAUCACAUACGGACGCAUGGUCAAGACCGCUUGGCGUUAGUUUAUAAAGCAAUGGGAAGCCCUUUUUUUUAAACGCUAAAAGUAGGUUGUGUAGGCCAGAAACCGGACUUUCAUCAAGAGGCUGGUGUUUGUUUAGAGUGGUGUUAUAACUUAUUGUACCCCAAACCAUGAUGUUUUCCUAAAAAUAACCAAGUAGUUUGGGUGCCUAAACCUAACCAAACUGCAGUGUUUCACAUUGACCAUGCACGUUUCACAACGUUAACCGCUAGUUUUAUUUUGAAAGUCUAACUGAAUGUUGCAUAUUUGUUAUUGCAAAUUCGACCGCGGAGCCCUACACGUGCAAAAACAGGUCCCAGGGUGUUGACUAAGCGUCCAAUGUGUUGUUUAGUCAGCCGGCUGUCUGUCUGGCCCACUCCUUACAUGAUGUUGGCUGAGAUGCAGUUUUGAUGUCGACCAACUGAAAAGUCAGAUUUUUUCCGGGUUGUUUUCAGGUUUUUUCAUGCCAUUCAGGUGUGUCACUGUCAUUUUCAUACGGCUCAAUGUAGACAUAGUCUGAGUUGAACAGAAAAUCAGGCUGGAGUUCAAAUUACAAACGCAACAGAUACAGUACAAGUAAAAAAAAAUGAAGGUUAGGUCAGUAAAAAUAUUAAUUGGAAUAUAAGAUUUCUGGAGAACAGUCAAGUGUUGAUGUUUUAAUAUUUCCUGUUUGUGUGGAUUCUGACUUCACUGCUUUGGUGACUUUUUAAAUGUAUUUUUAUGAAGGCAUAGGAAAUGUGUUUUUAAAUCCCUUGCUUUGUUUGCAGCACACUGUCGGGAUGUAAAGCUUUGCUGGGAGAAGAACGCUAUUGUGUAUCAUGAGAUAUAGACUGUCUUGUGAUUUGUUUUAUUGUUGUUUUUUUGACAUUGCUGCCUGUUUAAUUGAACAAAAGGCUGCAGCACAACUGUUUCUAAUUUAGUUGUAAAUGUUGUAAUGUUGUGGUACAGAGCUGAUUGACAGCUGGGUGUUUGUUUUGGCUCUCUCGGCUGCCGUCAGGUUGAGAGGUGACCAACGACCGGCAGCGGGAAGCUGGUAGAUGUUAGUCGAGAAUGGAUCAGAAGAUGAAGCAGGAUGGGAAAAGAAGUCAUCUUCUAGAGGUCCUGUUAUUAACAAGUAGUCCAAUAGUCAGACUGGUUAUUUGAGUAUUGAGAUAUUUCAGCUAUUGUGGUGAAGUGCUUACAGAUUAUUACAUCAUACCGAAUGUCCUCGGAAAAAUCCAAAGAAGCACAUAAUUUCUUUCUCAUGUAGGGACUGAAGUUCUGCUUUUAAGCGCUGUGCAUUAUCGAUUAUGGAUUAAUAUUCUCGAUUAAUCAAUUAGUUGUUUGGUCAAUGAAAUGUCAUAGAUGGUAAAAAAGAAAAAUGUCAAUGAGUGUUUACCAAAGCCCAAGAUGACGUCCUCAAUUGUCUUGGUUUAACCCAAAGAUAUUCAGUUUACCGUCAUAGAGGAGGAAAAAAACAGAAAAUAUUCACAUAUAAGAAGCUGAAUCUGAGAAUUUAGUUAGUUAUCUUAAAACGAUGAAUCAAUUAUCCAAAUAGUUGCCAAUUCAUUUUAUAUUUGACAAGUAAUCGAUGAAUCAGCUAAUCGUUACAGCUCUUGUGCUCGCUGCUGUCAAGUGUGGUCAGAAACUUUGUUACUUUGUGGAAAGUGAUGCUCCGUUUUCAACAACAGGUAAAUUACACUAGGUGCAGCUCUGAGGAGGACAUGGUGCCAUUAGUUUUUUACAUGGACUGUGUUCAAUACAAACGUUUUCACCUGCACUUAGUCUUAGUUUUUUCUAUUUUGAAUUUAAUCUUCCUUCAAGUGGGAGCUUAUUUUUUAAGAUUCAAUUAAUGUGGAACUUCACGAGCAGAAUCUAACUUAUAGUCAGUCUCCCCUACCCCCGACCUUAUUUUAGAACCUGUCUGUCAGAUCACAGCGCCCUUCUCUCCAAUGAUUCUUCUCCAUUCAACAAGAAAGACAUCACAUUAAGGAAGUUAAGAUGCUAGUUCUCUGGGGAAACGCUGAAUCAGGGAAGUAGAAAUUCAGACAGUCAUGAUUUAAAUGUUGGUGGCAUCCAGACUUUCUGCCUUUGGUUUAGCUUAACUUUUUUGGCUUUCAAUCAGAGCUGUGCUGGUUUUAAACACUCAGCACUCUUAUUUAAAGCUUGCCAUGGGAAAUGUCUGAAUUCCUAAAGACGAGCUGGUAAAAAAAACAACAAAAAAAACAGGUUACCAAGCAACAGCCGGAUCUGGGUCACUCAUUCAGUCUCACUGAGCGUCUAUAGGGUCUGAAAAAGCUCCUUAUACAACAGCGGAUGCUUUUUUUUGUCAUUUAACGACAAGUCCAGAGCAACAGCAGGAGCCAGAAGCAUCAAAUCAUCUGUUUGAGAAGGACUUCAUUCCACAUUCACACCAUGGACUGGGAAAAAUGUCAGCAUCACUAUGCUGAAUACAAAAAGGACACAUUUUAUGGCCUUGAAAUGGGAGAGGUUGUCAGAGGAGCUUGGAUAAAUGGGAUAAUGUGAUGUCUGAGAAGUUGGGGGGGGGUUUGCUAUGUGAAUCUGACCCAGGUCUGUUGUAUGUGAAUGGGACCAAACUGUGUCAGGUUAUACAGUGGGAAGGCAGCGUAAAGACCUUGUUAAAAAAAAUCUGUUUGAAAAUAGUUUGAAUGGAUUCAAAGGAUUUGUUGAGAUGUAAUUAUUUGAACUUGUCAGAAAAGAGCACUUAAAAAGUAGAGAAAAGUCAUGUUUGUUUUUAUUAUUUAACAGUUGUAAACCUUCAGGUUCAUCGGUAUCUGUCCGUUAAAUGUAUGUACAAUUCCUUCUGUUGGGUUUUAACAUGAAUUACAUCAGUUUGUAAUGACUGUCUCUCGAGUGAAUGACCAUGCAUGACCCAUUUUGAAAACGUCUUGUGCUUCUCUGUUGCCUAAGUGUUAUAUAAUAUACUGUAUGUACUGCAAUGUUUCCACAAGUAUUUACUGUAAAGUAAAGGUUGACAGGGGGGUCGUUCCUCUCUAGAAAAAGA
Messenger RNA from Micropterus salmoides (largemouth bass), 6722 nucleotides. It is a transcript of the gene hectd2, whose product is annotated as HECT domain containing 2. The transcript is spliced from 22 exons. The record is from RefSeq and is a predicted model, not a curated record. Gene Ontology annotation, molecular function: ubiquitin protein ligase activity. The coding region runs from base 439 to 2727 and encodes 762 amino acids. Gene Ontology annotation, biological process: protein polyubiquitination. NCBI's taxonomy places the organism in Eukaryota, Metazoa, Chordata, Actinopteri, Centrarchiformes, Centrarchidae.